AUGGUGACCUCUGCUGAUGAAAACACGCCUUUGAUUGUGAGCGGCAGCCGCAGUUAUUCAUCAACUAACUCUCGCGAAGAUCAUGAAGAUGCCACACGCAGGCACUUGCUAGAAGUGGACACUGACGAUGAUGAAUCGAUCUCUACCCUGCGAAAAGAUGAUCCGACUUGCCAACUCGAUCUAGUUAAAGUGCCUUCGAUCUCUACCGGACUUGCGAUUGACCCUGGUCUCGAAAGAGUAUCGUCGGCCGCCACAGUGCAUGUGUCGGACGAGAAUGUCGAGUCGCAAGAUGGCCUAGCGUCAAGGUCCAUGUUUGCAAAUCAUUUUAUCAAUGUGACCCCAAUCCAGUUUGCCUGGAUAUUUGGUGGUGUUCAGAUUGGCUAUUUUAUAGGAUUCUUUGACUCUACCUUCUUGGCCUCAAGUCACCCAGUUAUUACUUCCGAAUUCCACGCUUCCAACUCGGCAUCAUGGCUUACAACUGCGUUUUUGCUCACUUCAACAGCGCUUCUGCCACUAUCUGGCCGCAUCUCGGAUACUAUCGGCAGAAAACCAGUGUACAUAUUCUCCAUUAUUGUCUUCUUCAUCACGACCGCCUGGUGUGGCCUAGCUCAAAGUAUGGCCAGCUUCAUUCUUGCCCGGGCUUUCUGCGGACUCGGUGCUGGUGGCGUCUUCUCAAUGGGCAUGAUCAUCAGCAGUGACACUGUACGCUUAGAGUACCGUGGUAUCUACCAAUCCGUGAUCAAUAUGACAUUAGGCGUCGGCGGUGCGCUCGGCUACGCUGGGGGAGGAUUUCUUUGCGAUCGUCUAGGCUGGCGCGGGGCUUUUUUUAUCCAGCUGCCCUUCAUCUUCGUCUACCUGCUCAUUGCACUCUGGACGACACCCAGUGAUCUAGGUCGUAUUGACCCGAAGGAUGAGAAUAGGAGUUUGAGGCAGUUACUCAAGCGCAUUGACUUGACUGGUUCUUUCCUGCUUACUGUGGGCCUCGCAGCUCUUCUUGUUGGCCUCAACCUCGGAGGGAAUGUUUUCUCAUGGCGUCACCCACUUGUCGUAUCUUCUCUCGUUCUUGCGGCAGUCAUGGCUGUUAUCAUCCCAAUUUACGAAAGCAAAGUAGAUCGUCCCGUCUUACCAAUCAGACUUCUCACUAAAGCGCCGCACGCCUAUAUCAUCUUCAGCAAUUUCUUUGGAGGUUUGGCAGUCAACAGCAUCAUGUUCAACGUUCCUCUGUUUUUCCAGGCUGUCAAGUCCGAAUCAGCUACGGAAUCUGGACUUCAUCUCCUUUUCGCAUCUUUUGGCAUCACUUUUACCAGCGUCGCCAAUGGGUUUCUGAUCACUUAUUUCAACAGAUUGAAGCCCUUUGCAUUGCUUGGCGCUACAUUGAUGUUUCUCGGAGGUUUCACUACUACCGCUCUAACGUUUGUCGACCUUCCGUAUGCGAUUACAAUAGCAUUCCUCGCACUAGCUAGUGUGGGCCAGGGUUUCGCCUUCCCAACAUACACCGUCUCCAUUCUUGCGGUCAAUAAGCAAGAAGACCAGGCGAGCUCCGUCACAACCCUGUCUCUGUGGAGAAAUCUCGGAUACGUCAUGGGCACCGCUGUCAGUAGUUUGAUUUUACAGAAUGCUCUUCGAAUCCGUCUUGACCAGGUGGUGACUGAGCCCAAUAAGCAGAGGGUCAUUGAGAUCGCUCGCAAAUCUGUGGAGGAUAUAGUCAAUCUCGAUCCGAUGCAUCGCGGACAAGAUGAGUCGAGGGAGAUUGCGUCUGAAUAUGUGGGAGGGUUUGAGAGAUAUCCACCAUCGAAUCAGCUGAACACACAAAUGAGCAAUGAGGCGCCGGCUCAAUUCGACUUUACAAACAAUGCUAUGCAUCGACCACCUAUAAAUGUCUCUGCUGGGCUGUUGUCGUUUCCAGAGGCGCCACAUCCCGAAAUUCAGGAGUCUCUGCUCACUGAGCCGCAGUAUACCGCGAACCAUGCACUUCAAGAGCAGAAUGCGUUCUUAUCAAAAAUUCCGAUGCAUACUCCGAAUGAUCGCUCAUGUAUCACUACGCCCGAGGAAGUAUUGUUGAUGCAGGUUUUUGUAGAGGAGGUUGCUGUAUGGAUGGAUUCUAUGGAAGCCGAUAAACAUUUCUCAGAGAUUAUACCCCUCCAUGCACUCAAUGAACCCAUGUUACUCAAUGCGAUAUGGGCAUGCGGUGCUCGACAUCUGCAUCUCGUGAACUCCUCGUACGGCGAUGAUAGAGCGGUUCACUAUUACAACACGGCCUCACAAUACCUACUAUCGCAUCUACAGAACCCUCAUCGGGACCCCGUUCUAUGCGCCACCGCCGCCGUCAUUCUGAACGUGUACGAAGUCAUGUGCGAGAGCGCAAUGCAGCGUAUGAAUCAUAUAGCAGGCGCGAGAGCGCUAAUUAAAGAAUGCCGCUGGAACGGCAAAUCACCAGGCAUCGGCGGCGCAUGUUUUUGGGUCAAUGUAGGCAUGGAGCUCCUCAGUUGUCUCCAUUUUAAUUGGCAGUUGGCCUGGGAUCCAGAUACUUGGCACAUGGAUAUGGAGACGGAACUUGUCCCUUCAGAGGGACUGUCUGGGAAUGAGGAUGUUUGGACACAUCGCAUGGUUUAUAUUUGUGCCAAAGUUGCAAAUUUUCGAGCGACGAUUCCUCAGUUUCAGGGCCUUGAUCCGCAGGCCCAUCAGUUGCGUUUGCAGCAGCGAUGUCAUGAAUGGGAUACGUAUAAGAGGUGGUGCGAUGAAUGGGCGAGAUGUAUACCGCGAUCGAUAAAUCCCAUAUGCUAUGUUCAGCCGUGGCAGACGUCGAAAUCUGCCUUUCCUGAAGUCUGGCUCUUGAAACGMCCCGCCAUUGUCGGUCGUCUUUUCUACCACCUUACCUGCGUCCUGCUAGCCAAGACGCACCCUUUGGAGUCAGAAUUCAGCCCAAACCUGCGAGAAAUGCAACAAAGACAUGCCUAUGACACGUGCGGUAUCAUAGCCCACGUCAAGGAUCGUGGCGUCGCAACAAUCUCAAUCCGCUGCCUUGCAAUCGCAGCCGAAUGCCUCGAGGCCCGCGAAGCACAAGACGAAGUUCUGCAAAUCAUCGACAAAAUCAUCAAAGAGACCGGUUGGCGUAUCGCAUUCCUCAAACAGGAGCUGCAAGCGAAAUGGGGCUGGAAUACGUCCGCUCAGAAUACUACUAAUACUAAUAAUAUGACGAUCACGACCACUACCGCUACUACUCUAAAUAAUACCACGCCUGCCCCAUUAUCCAUCGAUAAUGGUACUCUACCUUCCCCGAUUCCUACAGCAACUAUACCUACCACUGCGCCGAGUGGAACCCCUCCACCUCCCGCUGCUGCUAGUGCUGCGCGCUCCAGAUUUCCGUCUGGAAUUAUAAAUCCGCUUAUGGCCACGGCGGACUUCUCGAUGGCCAAUCAUCCGUAUCAGGAUCAUUAUGUUGCGCCCCAGGAUGGGUUGGAUGGGUAUUCGUAUACACAUUAUUGA
Talaromyces amestolkiae is the source of this 3486-nucleotide messenger RNA. RefSeq lists its product as uncharacterized. The record is from RefSeq and is a predicted model, not a curated record. Bases 1 to 3486 code for a protein of 1161 amino acids. The transcript has 5 exons. Lineage: Eukaryota; Fungi; Ascomycota; Eurotiomycetes; Eurotiales; Trichocomaceae. Gene Ontology annotation, molecular function: basic amino acid transmembrane transporter activity. Gene Ontology annotation, biological process: transmembrane transport; basic amino acid transport. Gene Ontology annotation, cellular component: fungal-type vacuole membrane.